Molecule: messenger RNA, 5250 nt
Organism: Cebus imitator (Panamanian white-faced capuchin)
Lineage: Eukaryota; Metazoa; Chordata; Mammalia; Primates; Cebidae
Gene: LMTK1
Product: apoptosis associated tyrosine kinase
Exons: 14
Coding region: 251-4210 (1319 amino acids)
Biological process (GO): peptidyl-tyrosine autophosphorylation; brain development
Molecular function (GO): ATP binding; protein tyrosine kinase activity
Source: RefSeq, a predicted model, not a curated record
UGUCACAGGAGGCGGCGUCCUCCUGAGUCCCCAGCCUCCCACCGCAGGGACCAGGGCCUGGGGUCAGGGGACCUGGGUUGGGGUGGGCUGGGGUCCUCCUGGGGGUCACUCUGGGGUUGCAGCCGCAGUCAGAGCCACGCGGGAGCAGUACCCAGAGCCCGACGGCGCCCCGCUCAGCGAGCUGUCCUGGCUGUCCUCCCUCGCCGUGGUGGCUGUGUCUUUCUCCGGGCUCUUUGCUGUCAUCGUCCUCAUGCUGGCCUGCCUGUGCUGUAAGAAGGGCGGCAUCGGGUUCAAGGAGUUUGAGAAUGUGGAGGGGGACGAGUAUUCGGCCGACCUGGCACAGGGCUCCCCGGCCACCACGGCACAGAACGGGCCCGACGUGUACGUCCUGCCACUCACGGAGGUGUCCCUGCCCAUGGCCAAGCAGCCGGGCCGCUCAGUGCAGCUCCUCAAGUCCGCGGACCUGGGCCGGCACAGCCUCCUGUACCUGAAGGAAAUCGGCCACGGUUGGUUUGGGAAGGUGUUCCUGGGGGAGGUGAACUCGGGUGUCAGCAGCACCCAGGUGGUGGUGAAAGAGCUGCAGGCCAGCGCCAGCGUGCAGGAGCAGAUGCAGUUCCUGGAAGAGGCGCAGCCCUACAGUCAGGGGCUGCCUGUCCACUCCCACAGGGCCCUGAAGCACAUCAACCUGCUCCAGUGCCUGGCCCAGUGUGCCGAGGUGACGCCCUACCUGCUGGUGAUGGAGUUCUGCCCGCUGGGGGACCUCAAGGGCUACUUGAGGAGCUGCCGGGUGGCGGAGUCCAUGGCGCCGGACCCCCUGACCCUGCAGCGCAUGGCCUGCGAGGUGGCCUGCGGUGUCCUGCACCUGCAUCGCAACAACUGUGUGCACAGCGACCUGGCCCUGCGGAACUGCCUGCUCACGGCAGACCUGACGGUGAAGAUCGGUGACUACGGCCUGGCUCACUGCAAGUACAGAGAGGACUACUUUGUGACCGCCGACCAGCUGUGGGUGCCUCUGCGCUGGAUCGCGCCCGAGCUGGUGGACGAGGUGCACAGCAACCUGCUUGUCGUGGACCAGACCAAGAGCGGCAAUGUGUGGUCCCUGGGCGUGACGAUCUGGGAGCUCUUUGAGCUGGGCGCACAGCCCUACCCCCAGCACUCGGACCAGCAGGUGCUGGCGUACGCGGUCCGGGAGCAGCAGCUCAAACUGCCCAAGCCCCAGCUGCAGCUGACCCUGUUGGACCGCUGGUACGAGGUGAUGCAGUUCUGCUGGAUGCAACCAGAGCAGCGGCCCACGGCCGAGGAGGUGCACCUGCUGCUGUCCUACCUGUGCGCCAAGGGCGCCACCGAGGCGGAGGAGGAGUUCGAGCGGCGCUGGCGCGCUCUGCGGCCCCGCGGGGGCGGUGUGGGGCCCGGGCCCGGUGCGGCGGGGCCCGCGCUGGCGGGAGCGGUGGAGCUCGCCGCCGCCUCGUCCUUCCCGCUGCUGGAGCAGUUUGCGGGUGACGGCUUCCACGCGGACGGCGACGACGUGCUGACGGUGACCGAGACCAGCCGAGGCCUCAAUUUUGAGUACAAGUGGGAGGCGGGCCGCGGUGCCGAGGCCUUCCCCGCCAUGCCGAGCCCGGGCCGCGCCGCGCGCCUGCAGGAGCUGUGCGCCCCCGACCCUGACGGCGCGCCCCCGGGCGUGGUGCCAGUGCUCAGCGCGCACAGCCCCUCGCUGGGCAGCGAGUACUUCAUCCGCCUGGAGGAGGCCGUGCCCGCCGCUGGCCACGACCCCGACUGCGCGGGCUGCGCCCCCGCGGACCAGGAUAACGACUCUGACGGCAGUGCAGCCGCCUCGCUGGCCACGGAGCCACUGCUGGGCCAUGGGCCGCCCGCCGACAUCCCCUGGGGCCGCGGCGACCACUACCCUCGCAGAAGCCUGGCGCAGGACCCGCCCUGCCCCUCAGGCUCGCCUUCGCCCUCGCCCUCGCCGGGGCCCAUGAGGCUGGCAGAGGGCGGAACUGAGGAUGCAGACUGGGGCGUGGCCGCCUUCUGCCCGCCCUUCUUCGAGGACCCACUGGGCACGUCCCCCUUGGGAAGCUCGGCGGUGCCGCCGCUGCCGCUGCCCGGUGAGGAGGAGCUGAAGGAAGUGGGAGUGUGCACGGCCACCCAGCGUGGACACUGGCGUUCCAACGUGUCCGCCAACAACAACAGCGGCAGCCGCUGUCCAGAGUCCUGGGACCUGGGCUCCGCAGGCUGCUACGCUGACGGCUGCCCCAGCCCAGAGCAGACCCCAAGGGCCUCCCCAGAGCCUGCGGACCCUGGGGAGCCUCUGCGUGGGCUGCAGGCAGCCUCCUCUGCCCAGGAGCCAGGUUGCUGCCCCAGCCUCCCCCAUCUAUGCCCUGCCCAGGGCCUGGCACCUCCUCCCUGCUUGGCCACUACCUCCUGGACAGAAGCAGCCGGUAGUGGGGGUGACCAACCCCAGGCAGAGCCCAAGCUUGCUGCAGACGCUGAGGGCACUGCUGGACCCCGCCUGCCCCUUCCCUCUGUUCCUUCCCCAUCCCAGGAGGGUGCCCCACUUCCCUCGGAGGAGGCCAGUGCCCCUGAUGCCCUGCCUGACUCUCCCACGUCUGCUGCUGGUGGCGAGGUGUCCGUCACCGAGCCGGCUUCUGCCCUGAAUGGCGGCAACAACUCCCCCAAGGCGGAGGCGCCCAGCAGUGAGGAUGAGGACACGGCUGAGGCCACCUCGGGCGUCUUCACCGACACAUCCAUCGAUGGCCCGCAGGCCGAGAGGCCGGAUGCAGGGCCAGCCUUCCGCUCUUUGCAGAAGCAGGUGGGGACCCCUGACUCCCUGGACUCCCUGGACAUCCCGUCCUCAGCCAGUGACGGUGGCUAUGAGGUCUUCAGCCCAUCAGCCGCCGGCCCCCCUGGAGGGCAGCCCCGCGCGCUGGACAGUGGGUAUGACACGGAGAACUACGAGUCCCCCGAGUUUGUGCUCAAGGAGGCGCAGGAUCCUUGUGAGCCCCAGGCCUUUGGGGAGCUGGCCUCGGGGAGUGAGGGCCCUGGGCCCGAGACGCGGCUCUCCGCCUCCCUCAGCGGCCUCAGCGAGAAGAAUCCCUACCGAGACUCGGCGUACUUCUCAGACCUGGAGGCUGAGGCCGAGGCCACCUCUGGCCCAGAGAAUAAGUGCAGCGAGGACCAAGCUCCCGAGCCAGAGCUGGGCCUGCCGAGCGCUGGGCAGCCGUCUAUGCAGGCCUCUCUUGGGCCUGGGGUUCCCGGGGAGGCGCUGUCCCCACCACUGCGGCUGGGGGGGUCCUUCCCAGAGCCCAGCACCUGCACCUCCGGCCUGGGCCCAGAGCCUCUGGAGCGCCAAAACCCAGCCGAGGUGCCGCCUGGGCCCAGCCGCUCCCAGUUUUUCCUGCUGACCCCGGUUCUACUGAGCUCCGAAGGCGACAGCUCACAGCUCCAGGGGGCCCCAGGACUGUUGUCAGGGCCGGCCCCGCAGAAGCGGAUGGGGGGCCCAAGCGCCCCCAGAGCCCCACUCCGCCUGGCUCUGCCCGCCCUCCCUGCGGCCUUGGAGGGCCAGCCGGAGGAGGAAGAGGAGGACAGUGAGGACAGCGACGAGUCUGACGAGGAGCUCCGCUGCUACAGCGUCCAGGAGCCCAGCGAGGACAGUGAGGAGGAGGCGCCGGCCGUGCCCGUGGUGGUGGCCGAGAGCCAGAGCGCGCGCAACCUGCGCAGCCUGCUCAAGAUGCCCAGCCUGCUGUCUGAGGAUUUCUGCGAGGACCUGGAUCGCAAGAAGAAGGCCGUGUCCUUCUUCGACGACGUCACCGUCUACCUCUUCGACCAGGAAAGCCCCACCCGGGAGCUCGGGGAGCCCUUCCCCGGCGCUAAGGAGUCGCCCCCUACAUUCCUUACGGGCAGCCCCGGCUCUCCCAGCGCCACCGGCCGGCAGCAGCGGGCUGAUGACGGCUCCCCCCAGGGCUCCACCGCUGGAGAGGGUGGCGGGUUCACGUGGGACGAUGACUUCCCGCUGAUGUCAGCCAAGGCAGCCUUUGCCACGGCCCUGGACCCGGCUGCGCCCGCCCCUGCCACGCCCUCGCCCUUCUCGCGCUUCACGGUGUCGCCAGCGCCUGCAUCCCGCUUCUCCAUCACGCACGUGUCCGACUUGGAUGCCGAGUCCGUGAAAGGCCCUGCAACAGGUGCCGUGGGCGAGAGUAAAGAGGCUUGAGAUGCAGGAAGCUCCCGCCCCUCGAGGCUGGCAUCACCAGAGCCCCUGCCAGGCAGCAGCAAAGAUGGUGACUGGGAAGGUGGGGACCAUGUCCUGGUGGCAGCACAUUCGGGUGCCUCUGCAUCACGCUGUGUCCUGGAGAAGCCGGUGAGCUGAGAGGCCCUGGGCCCUGGGCCCUGGACAGAUUGACUAUGCUUCGCCCUGGGGGCAGAAUUCGCCGGCAUUUGGGUUUGCUGCUAGCCCCUGGGGGUGCCUGGAGCCACAGUGGGUGUCUAUACACACACACUCUCUCAAGAGGGGCCAGUGCCCCUGGGUGGCCCCCACCCUGUCUGCUGCUGGGGCCGCCUGGCCUUGGGCGGCUCCUCCAGUGUGCUCACAGGACAAGGCACGGGCAGGCUUGGGCCUUCCCCCCUCCCUGUCCCCGCACCGAGCCUCUACUCUUGCCUGGUUCCUGGUGGCUCAUGGCAAGGAGCAGCCCUGGAUGCCCGUAUAUCAGUCCUGUCUCCGCUUCCCGUAUCUCAAAAUCUAUGGCUGUUUUCCCUUCACUGACUCAGCUAGCCCAUGAGCCACCUUUCCCCCAGGGAAUGUGCUGCUCCCGCCUGGGCCCUGCUGUGGUCAUGGUGGGAUCGGGGUGGAGGGGCCUUCGGGCUGCACUCCUGCCUCAAAGGCCCUGUUCUAGAGGUGCCAUUGGCAGGACGGUGUGGGCAGCUCUCCUCUGCAGGGCACUGCCUGGUCCUGUCCCCCAGCUGCCAAAGGAGAAUAGGGCCAUACCCCGCAGUCAGGGUUGGGGGCUCCUGCCUGCGGGGAGAGGGCUGGUGGGGAGGGCUAGGAGCUGGGCCUGGCAGCACAGGGAAUAUUUUUGUAACUGCUGUGGUUGGAGCGAGUGGAAAUGGGAUGAUUUAAAGUUACUGUUGCCAAAGAGAUGUCAGGUUUUUGCUGCUUUGCAGGGGACUUGUUUUCGUGUUUUGUUUGAGGCUUAGGAUGCUGGUGCAAUGUUCUCUUGUUCCUUUUUUGUUUUUUAAGAGAAAUGAAGCUAAGAA